AUGGUGGAGCUCGUGCAGGGCCUGAACCGGCCGUUCGCGCCGCGUAUUUCUCCGCGACCGCCACCGCGAAGAGUCCAGCAGCCGAGGGCGACGGCGAACGGCUCCGGGGGCGCCAAGGCGUCGCCAACGGCCGAUAAACCGGAGCAGAAGCUCACGGCUAGUGAGCGUCUGAGACGGCUCCAGGAGCGGCGCAAGGCCAGCAUGGAGGAGCUGGAGCGCGUGAAAUCGUCCACAGCGUCCAAGGUGUCCAGCGUGACCAAGGCGUCCACUGUCACGCGCGCCCCAGGGCCGCCCCAGACCCCGAGCGGCGCCAUUGGAGGCCAGGCGGCCGCAGCAAGGCCCCGCCCAGCGGCCGGCGGGGUCGGUUUCCAAGGGCACCGCGGGGUGGACAUUCGCAUGUACGAGCAGGUCCAGCGGUCCCAGCAGCGCCUCAGCGAGCAGCUCUCCGACGCCAAGAGGUACGCGGUGUUCCUGGAGGAGGACGCGGAGGAGCGGAUGGCGGAGAUCACGAUGCAGUCGGAGCUGCUGAACGCGGCGUCGCAGGAGGUCAGCGCUCUGAUGCGGCUCGCGAAGCGCACGGCCGACGGCGCCGAGUUCGGGGUGGACCCGGAGGCCGCGGCGGAGGACAUGCGGAAGCUGAUGGCGCGUCUGGAGGAGACGGAGAAGAUCCUGAGAGAGACUGCCAAGAAGUCGGACAACUUCCGGCCGCGGCUGGUGCCCAUCACGUGGGUGGGCGUCGCGAACGACGUGAAGCUCAUGGGGGACUUCGACGAGUGGACGCGCGGCAUCGACUUGUCCGCGGAGGAGCUCGGCGACCAGGUGUUUAUGCGGUUCGCGGGAGAGGUCAUGCUGCGGCCGGGGGAGUACCAGGUCAAGUUCCUGGUGGACGACGAGUGGCGCAUCGCGCCGGAGUGGCCGACGGUGAUGGACGAGGAGGGCAACGAGAGCAACCUGCUCGUUGUGGACUGA
Molecule: messenger RNA, 969 nt
Organism: Pedinophyceae sp. YPF-701
Lineage: Eukaryota; Viridiplantae; Chlorophyta; Pedinophyceae
Source: the annotation of a GenBank genome assembly